UUAUUUAUUUAUUUAUUUUGAUUUUUGAUCUUUAUUUUUGGUUAUUUAUUAUCGUUCUUUUGUUGUUUUUUGGUUAUUUAUUUCUACAUAUAAUUAAAUUCUUAAAUUGUAGUAUAAAUUCAAUAUGACAAACUUACUAUUAUGGAAUGCUAGAGGAAUAUCAAACAAGAGAGCAGAAAUAGAACAACAUAUUAAUAAUUUUGAUAUCAGUAUUAUAACCGAAACCAAAAUGAGCUGUAACAAAGACAUAUACUUCUCCGGGUACAAGGUAGUUAAGAGUUUAAAUCGGGAAAAUUCUGGAGGCAUCGCUAUUAUUAUUAAAAAAGAUAUAGAUUUCGAUACCAUGGAGCCAUGGAUUUAAAAAUCCAAUAAUAUCAAAGCUAUAGGAAUAAGAAUCAAAAAUACCUCGAUUAAAUUUAACUUAAUAGCAGUUUACAGAAAACCGUACGACAUAGAGCCAAAAUCAGCUUGGGAUGAUAUUCUCAAAUUUAGAGGCCAUGAGGCAAAUUCCAUUAUAGCAGGUGAUUUCAAUGCAUACCAUAGUGGCUGGAACUGUAGCAACAUUGAUAGAAAUGGUGAAAACCUUUAUUCGACUAUGUAUAAUAACGGAUAUAUAUGUAUGAAUAACGACAUUAAAUCCAGGAUGGGUUAUAAUAAUCAAAUAGCAUCUAAUCUUGAUUUAAUUUUCGCUAACUACGAUUUAAUUGAUAUUAUAGAUUAUCAACAAAAUGAGGAUUCGUGGGAAUCCGACCAUUACCCACCGAUAUCAAAAAUGUACUAAUAGAAAAUCUUCAGUUAAAACGAAUUAGGACGAAUACACAUGGCGCGUAGAUGAGGAAAUGAGACACAAGAACCUCAACAACAUUAACUUUGCCAACUCGUCAAUGGAAAUAGAAUAUAAUAGAUUCAUACAAUCAUUGACGACAGCGAUACAUACGGCAUCGGGUAAACGAUUAACUGAAAACCCAGAAAAUAUAACUAAAUAUAAACGGACAAAUAAUCAAAAGAAAGGCAAUCCAGUCCGAUGGUGAGACGCUGAAUGUGAAGAAGCUAUAAAUACACGAAAGGAAAAACUUAAGAAGUGGAGCAAAUCUCAAUCUCUACAUGAUUAUAUUGAAUUUAAACGAUGUCGAGCUAUAGCAAGAAAAAUAAUUAGGAAGAAAAAGAAGGAUAGUUUUACUAAUUUUUGCAAUAGUAUAAAUAAAUUUAUUAGUCUAGGUUAUGUAUGGAAUGUUAUGAGAACCUUCAAGAACGUCAAGAAAAAAAUAAACUGGAAUACAUGGCCUACAAAAAAUAGAGAGACAGAAAUAUAUAAAACAAUAGAAGAAUUGGCACCCCCAUGGGUUCCUUCCAAAAUAACCGAAGAGUUAAUAAGUAUUAGUCAAAGAAGCACAGACAAGUGGAACAGUAUAAAUAAAGAGUUCAAUAUGGUGGAAUUUGAUCGAGCAAUAAAUAUGAUUAAAAGGGAUUCAGCACCUGGCAGAGAUGGCAUAGACUACGUCAUGUUAAAAAAAUUACCCUUGGCGGUCAAACAGGUUCUGAUUAACAUAUAUAAUGAAAUUUGGAAAUAUGGACAGCUACCAAUGGACUGGUUUAAAUAUCAAGUAAUUUUUAUCGAUAAAAUAGGAAAAGAAAAAGUAAGGCCCAUUGCUUUGUCCUCGUGUGUUGGGAAAGUAAUGGAACGCAUGGUUAAUGAAAGGCUUAUAUGGUGGGCGGAAAAAAAGAAGAUAUUACAUCACCUCCAAAACGGCUUCAGAAGAGGUAGAUCAUGCGCAGAAAACUUAGUGAAAAUUGUUGCUGAUAUUAGAAGUUAUAUAUAUAAUAACGAAUACACGUCGGUGGCUUUCUUGGACGUAACUUCAGCUUAUGAUAUUGCCAAGUGCUUGCUACAAAUUAUUGUCAGCAAAAAGGCUACAAAUUUGGUGUAAGAAUUGUUAUUACCGAUUAAGCUGGCAGAUUGCCGGCAAGAACCAAGCAAAGCUUGCUAACAUAACUAGACAGCAAAUUGGCGGCAGAAACCGAGCAAAGCUUGCUGACAUGACUGACAUCAGAUUGUCAGCAAAAACUGAACAAGGUCUGAAGUGCGCAAUCUGAUGGCAAAUUGGCAGCAAAAACCGAACAGAAUCUGCAGCUUAUUACAAAGUAUUAUAAAAUAGUUCAGUCGCUUAUCGCUAUGCGGCGCGUUAUUCAUUAUCUAUACCCGUAUUCAAAUUCUUGUCAUGAGUGUAUAU
Messenger RNA from Formica exsecta, 2231 nucleotides. RefSeq lists its product as uncharacterized. The coding region runs from base 1236 to 1928 and encodes 230 amino acids. The transcript has 2 exons. Lineage: Eukaryota; Metazoa; Arthropoda; Insecta; Hymenoptera; Formicidae. The record is from RefSeq and is a predicted model, not a curated record.